Podospora pseudocomata is the source of this 2168-nucleotide messenger RNA. RefSeq lists its product as uncharacterized. The transcript is spliced from 3 exons. The coding region runs from base 450 to 2168 and encodes 572 amino acids. Gene Ontology annotation, molecular function: damaged DNA binding; DNA-directed DNA polymerase activity. Gene Ontology annotation, biological process: translesion synthesis. NCBI's taxonomy places the organism in Eukaryota, Fungi, Ascomycota, Sordariomycetes, Sordariales, Podosporaceae. The record is from RefSeq and is a predicted model, not a curated record.
AGGCGAACGGGACGCCCGGUUAGAUUCGGUGUCUGCAAAAAACAAAAAAAAUUUUAAAAGUCGGUCGGAUAGCAAAGAUUCCGUUCCCUCUUGUCCAGGAUUCUUCUUUUUCCUUCAGUUCCUUUAAAAGAAGCUUUAAGCUCUUGCGCUUUUUGUGGAGCUGAUUUCCCACCUUCCGUCUGAGCGGUGUCCGCCUGUUCUCCAGAUUCCAGGUGUGCACGGACGUGUUGGGGUGGACAGCAGGGCAAGCCCAGUACUGAAGAGGGAAAGCGCGGGGGAUUAAAAUAGAACGACCCCAGAAGCUGAGCUACACUACGCUAGCCAUCCUGUCCCAGCAUGUCGGUUCAGGGAAUAUUGAAACUACCAAGACGAUAAACCCCUCGAUUGAUUAUCCUCGAGGAUGCCGAAAAUGUAAACAAAACGAAACAGAAAGAAACAACACACACAUCAUGGACAUGGACAUGGACAACCCGGACUCCAAGAGGAAGGCGCCACGCCGAAAAGGAGACGACCGGGUCAUCCUGCAUUUUGAUCUAGAUUGCUUCUACGCACAGUGCAUCGAAAACGCCAACCCCCACCUCAAGUCUGUACCCCUCGGCAUCAAGCAAAAGUCCAUCCUUGCCACGUGCAACUACGUCGCGAGAAAGCACGGGGUGAAGAAGCUGAUGGGGAUCCAGGAGGCCAAGAGGCUGUGUCCCGACCUUGUCCUGGCAGACGGGGAGGACCUGUCACCCUUCAGGGAUGUCUCCAAGCAGAUUUACUCCCUGCUAAAGUCCUAUUCUUGGAACGGGAGGGUGGAGAGGUUGGGGUUGGAUGAGGUUUUCUUGGAUGUGACUGAUGUCGUGGCUUACAACCUGGGGUUGGUGAAUCAUCACUGCUUGGAGGAGUCGUGGUUUUGUCUGUCGAGGGAGGAUCCGGAAAGGGGGUUUGCGUUUGAUGCCCGGGAGGUGAAGGGGUGUGUCUGGCCUCCAGAUCUUGUUUCUGACCGCGAAAAUGAGGGCACGGAUAGCUUGAGGCUGAGGCUCCUCUUCGGCAGCCACCUCGCCUUUUACCUCCGCCAGCAGGUGGAAGGUCUGGGGUAUACUUCUGCUUGUGGCAUCUCCACCAACAAGCUCCUCGCCAAGCUAGCUGGCGAUAGAAACAAGCCACGCAACCAGACCACCCUCCUCUCCUCCCACAGUCCCGUCCCAUUCCUCGACCCAUUACCUCUUCGGAAAAUCCCCGGCAUUGGCGGCAAAACCAUCACCGCCAUGAAAAGCUUACUCAAAACCGACGACGACCUGACCGUUCACAACGCCCGAACCAACCCGGCCGUCUCCCCUUUCGCUCUUGAACGGCUGUUGGCCGGUAGCGGUGGUGGUGGGGAGAAGGGUAUAGGCCGGAAAGUCUGGCUUUUGCUCCACGGGAUUGACGGUUCAGAGGUCACGCUGGCGAGGGAUGUGCCGAGGCAGAUAGGCAUUGAGGAUACCUAUCGCGGUUUGACGCAGCUGUCGCAGGUCAGGGCAGGUUUGGUUCAGAUUGCUACCUCUCUGCUGCGGCGGAUGCAUGUUGACUUGUUGAAUGAUUUUGAUGCGGUCACUCCACCUAUAUCACCAGCACCAACAAGUGUGGGAAAGGGGAGGUGGCUGGCACAGCCAAAGACGCUGAGGUUGACAACCCGGCCGUAUCAUCCGCCGUCGGAGUGGGAUAAGUUUGAGUAUAACCACGGUCGGGUAUCCAAAUCGGUUGCGUUGCCUAGGUUCGUUUUUGAUCUCAACAUUGAGCCAGAAAGUAUUGCGGAGAGGUUGGUUGAGGGGACGUUGAUGCCGUUGUUUCACAGUUUGAAUCCGGACAAGAGUAAACUCUGCAUCGGGCUGCUCAACGUCUGUGUCACCAACAUGGAUAGGGCGAAGGAAAGCAGCCGGGAAGGGGAUAUCAUGGCUGCAUUUCAGAGACAGAGGGAGGUGGAGGAGAUUAGGGGCGUUGCUUUUGCUGAUGAACCCCCAGAUGGGGAGGAAAAGGCCGAAGAUACCAGUGACGACACCGAGGUGGAAUGGGUCGAGGAGGAAGAUGAGCAGGAUGGCGUGAGGUGUCGGCUUUGUGGCUGUGUCAUUCCGGUUUUUGCGGUGGAGGCUCAUGGGCGGUGGCAUGAGCUGGAUGAGGGUUGGGUUGAGCCGCAGGGUGGGUAA